UUCCAACAUCUGGCAUGAUUGUUCCAACAGUUACCAUCCAAGUAGUAGAAGGAAACAGAGCCAAACACAAGCCUUACUUGAAUCUCCAGGGAUACAUGCUUGGUAAUCCAGUAACAGAUUUACAUAAUGAUGAGAAUUCAAGAGUUGAAUAUUUCUACCGAGUGGGACUCAUAUCUAAUGAGCUAUAUACGGCUGCUACAACGUACUGUGUCGGCGAAUAUAUAUCACCAAAUAUAAGCAAUGCUGAUUGUAUGGAUACCAUUCAGCAUAUUGCAGAGUGCACUUUAAAGAUAUGUGACGCACAAAUACUGGAACCUAAGUGCACUCUUGCAUCACCAAAACCAAAGGGCUUGAAAUGGGGACGCAAAUUUUUUGAUGACACUCCCAUCGACAUUGCUUUAUCAUCAGAAGAAGUCCCUGAUAAUUGGUGCCGGAAUUCAAAUUAUGUACUCUCUUACAUCUGGGCAAAUGAUGAAGGCGUACAAGAGGCACUUCAUAUCCGAAAUGGUACAAUAACAGAUUGGAAGAGGUGCAACAAAACCUUGGCUUAUGAGUAUGACUUAUUGAGUACUGUCUUUUAUCAUAAAGAACUACUUACAGCUGGCUACCGAGCUCUGGUAUAUAGCGGUGACCAUGACAUGCUAAUUCCUUACACUGGUACAGUCACAUGGAUUAACUCCCUCAACUUAACCAUGAGUGAUGGUUGGAGACCUUGGUUUGUUGAAGGUCAAAUAGCAGGGUUGGUUUCUAAAUUUGAAAAUUUAUUUUAAUUGUGGUCAGAUCAGUUAC
Jatropha curcas is the source of this 789-nucleotide messenger RNA. Lineage: Eukaryota; Viridiplantae; Streptophyta; Magnoliopsida; Malpighiales; Euphorbiaceae. The record is from RefSeq and is a predicted model, not a curated record.